UAAUAGGAUUCCCAUGUGACGUAUUAAAUUACUUUUUGUUUGGCUUUUGUUUUUAUAACAAUUAAUAGAGGUAAUAUCUUCGCUUCUAAACAAUACGCUUAACAUCCACCGUCCUAUUCAUGCAUCGUUAAACGUCUUUGCAAUUAAAUAAUAAAAGUAUGAAUCAUAGAAUAAUUUUUGCAAUUGUUGGCUGCCAGUUGGCUAUAGCUGUACUUGGAAAUGACGAGAGUGCUCAUCAUGGAGAAUGGUCAUACGACUCAGACACAGGUCCAAUGUAUUGGUAUUAUGAUCACCCUAAUUGUAAUGGAACAAGACAGUCCCCUAUUAAUAUCAUAGAGAAUCAAACUAUCUAUAAUGAAUCUCUUACUUCAUUGCUUCUUUUUAACUAUUCAACAGUGUUUAAUAAUACCAACUACUAUCUGACUAACAAUGGUCAUACCAUAAUAUUAGGGAUGGAUUCAAAUAGUAGCAUAACAGUUGGUCUAUUUUGGAAAGGAAAGCAGUACAACUAUUAUGGAUUGCACUUUCAUUGGGGUGAAAAUGAUACAUUUGGUUCCGAACAUUUAUUAAGCAAUAAGCAUUUUCCACUUGAAGUUCACAUUGUUCAUUAUUUAAAUGAUUAUGGAAACUUCAGCAAUUCACUUAACUACGCUGAUGGAGUUUUAGUGUGGGGAAUUCUUUACCAGCUCGAUAAUUCAAUUGAUGUUAAUAACAAUUCACUUAAAGAUGUUUUCAAUAAUAUUCAAAAUGUUAUUAAUGCUGGCAAUAAAACAAACAUUGUACCUGUACCACUUUCAUCUUUUGUCCCACAAAACUCUUCGGAUAGCUAUUAUCAUUAUGCAGGAUCUUUAACUACUCCAGAAUGUUCUGAAUCAGUCAUGUGGAUUGUUAAUCAAAAGUUUAUGAAAGUCUCAUCAAUUCAGCUUCAAGCUUUUCGAUUAUUAAAAGGACAUUUACACAACGUAAGUGAUUCAGUUGAACCCGAAGUUUUAACAGAGAAUGAUCGACCAAUACAGCCUUUAAAUGGAAGAAAGGUUUACACGAGUAUUCCUUUUCUUAAUUCUUCUGAUUCUUCUUCGUCAUCUUUACUACCUGCUACUGCUUCUUUUACUCCUACUGAUUCUUCUUCGUCAUCUUUACUACCUGCCUCUUCUUCUUUUACUUCUACUAAUUCUUCUUCGUCAUCUUUAUUACCUGCCUCUUCUUUUUUUACUCCUACUUAUUCUUCUUCGUCAUCUUUACUACCUGCCACUGCUUU
Messenger RNA from Hydra vulgaris (swiftwater hydra), 1258 nucleotides. RefSeq names its product carbonic anhydrase. Gene Ontology annotation, biological process: one-carbon metabolic process. Lineage: Eukaryota; Metazoa; Cnidaria; Hydrozoa; Anthoathecata; Hydridae. Gene Ontology annotation, molecular function: carbonate dehydratase activity; zinc ion binding. The record is from RefSeq and is a predicted model, not a curated record.